AUGAAUAAUAGUAGUUUUACAAAUAUUUUACAAUUGAAAAAUUCAUGUCUUCACCAAGUGAAAAAAUCAACAACUCCCUCUAUCAAACCAACUUUUACCAUCAUUGUUGAAAUGGGAUCAAAGAUAUCAAGUAACAACAGCAGCAGUCCACCACUUUUGAAACAAUCGGCUGGAAUUCGUAAAUCUAAGAUCUGUCUAACCAUCAAACUAUUGAAUCGAACUGCUCAGGAACAGGAGGAAGAUGUAAAACUGUGUUGGAUCGCCAGUUGGAAGAGCUCAGCCAUCACCCGAUGGCGAUCCACUGCUCAACCAUCUGCAGAGUGGCGUUGUUUUGUGUCGACUUCUCAAUGCACUGAUACCCCAUUGUAUCAAAAAAAUCAAUAA
This is a messenger RNA of Heterostelium album PN500, 384 nucleotides long. RefSeq lists its product as uncharacterized. Bases 1 to 384 code for a protein of 127 amino acids. The record is from RefSeq and is a predicted model, not a curated record. Lineage: Eukaryota; Evosea; Eumycetozoa; Acytosteliales; Acytosteliaceae. The transcript is spliced from 2 exons.